Sebastes umbrosus (honeycomb rockfish) is the source of this 6193-nucleotide messenger RNA. Its product is annotated as semaphorin-5B-like. Gene Ontology annotation, biological process: axon extension; positive regulation of cell migration; semaphorin-plexin signaling pathway. Gene Ontology annotation, molecular function: chemorepellent activity; semaphorin receptor binding. NCBI's taxonomy places the organism in Eukaryota, Metazoa, Chordata, Actinopteri, Perciformes, Sebastidae. The transcript is spliced from 23 exons. The record is from RefSeq and is a predicted model, not a curated record. The coding region runs from base 209 to 3487 and encodes 1092 amino acids.
GAGCAGCAGCUGAGUCCAGACCUCUGGAUACCAGGCUGCUGUGAACCUGCACCAUCUCUCCCUCUCUGAAACCAGGACCACAACUUCAACCAGCAGCAGGAAUGAACCAAAAGUGAAAGGACUCCGUGUUUGUCUCCCGGAUCAGUUUUGGUGAUGGUGAACAAGUGUUUCCUGAGGACCUGAUAGAAGACUGGAUGUGGUUGUAGCCAUGGUUACGUCAGGGUGGGGGGCGUGGGCCCUCUCCCCCUGUGGCCUCGUGCUGGUCAUCUGUUCGUCUGUGUGUCUGUCCCAGCAGCUUCACAUCAAACCAGCAGACUGUAGUAGGAAGGAGCAUCCUGUCGUCUCCUACCAAGCGUUGAGGCCGUGGAUGUCGGAGUUCUCCCAUCCAGGAGUGAAGGAUUUCUCCCAGCUGGCUCUGGACCUGAGCAGAAACCAGCUCAUUGUGGGAGCGAGAAACUUCGUCUUCAGACUGAGUCUGAGCAACGCCUCGCUCAUACAGGCGACAGAAUGGGCGCCCGACGAAGACACAAGGCGCUCAUGUCAGAGCAAGGGGAAGUCUGAGGAGGAGUGUCAAAACUACAUCCGGGUUCUGUUGAUAAGUGGGAGGACGCUCUUCACGUGCGGGACCAACGCUUUCACCCCCGUCUGCAUAACCAGGCAGAUUGGUAACAUCAGUCAUGUGUUGGACACGGUGAACGGCGUUGCCCGGUGCCCCUAUGACCCGCGCCACAACUCCACCGCCAUGGUGACAGAGAGGGGCGAGCUGUACGCUGCUACGGUGAUCGACUUCUCGGGACGUGACCCCGUCAUCUACAGGAGCCUGGGGAACAUCCCGCCGCUGCGUACCGCCCAGUACAACUCCAAAUGGCUCAACGAGCCUAAUUUCGUGUCUGUUUAUGAGAUCGGUCGGUUCGCCUACUUCUUCCUGAGAGAAACCGCGGUUGAGAACGACUGUGGGAAGAUCGUGUUCUCUCGCGUGGCCCGGGUCUGCAAGAACGACAUGGGUGGACGUUUCCUUCUGGAGGACACCUGGACCACCUUCAUGAAGGCCCGACUCAACUGCUCACGCUCGGGAGAAAUCCCCUUUUACUACAACGAGCUGCAGAGCACCUUUUACCUCCCAGAGCAGGACCUGAUCUACGGCAUCUUCACCACCAAUGUGAACAGUAUAUCAGCUUCUGCCGUCUGUGCCUUCAAUCUGAGCUCCAUCACGCAGGCCUUCAACGGGCCCUUUCGCUACCAGGAGAACCCCCGCACCGCCUGGCUCUCCACCCCAAACCCCAUACCCAAUUUCCAGUGCGGCACGCUGGAGGAGGGAGGCCCCGGUGGGAACCUGACAGAGCGCAGCCUCCAGGACGCUCAGCGACUCUUCCUCAUGAACGACGUGGUCCAGCCGGUCACCAUCAACCCUCUGCUCACUCAGGACAACCUGCGCUUCUCCAAGCUGGUGGUGGACAUCGUGCAGGGCCGAGACGCCCUCUACCACGUCAUGUACAUCGGAACUGAGUACGGCACCAUCCUGAAGGCUCUCUCCACGACCAAUAAAAGCCUUCAAGGCUGCUACCUUGAGGAGCUCAGGCUCUUACCUCCGGGGCAAAUCGGACCAAUCAAGAGCCUUCAAAUCCUCCACAGUGACAGAUCUUUGAUUGUUGGGCUUGAUGACAGACUGGUGAAGAUCCCACUAGAGCGCUGCUCCAGCUAUCCAGCUGAACGUCAGUGCAUGGAAGCUCGGGACCCUUACUGCGGCUGGGAUCACAAACAGAAGCGCUGCAGCACCAUCGAGGAGAGCUCCAACAUGAACCAGUGGACCCAGAACAUCACUGAGUGCCCAGUGAGGAACCUGACGCAGGAUGGCGGUUUUGGUUCCUGGGCGCCGUGGCAGCCUUGCAACCACGAUGACGGCGAGGGCUCCGUCAGCAGCUGCGUGUGUCGGGCCCGCUCGUGCGACGGACCUCUGGCCCGAUGUGGUGGCGUCGAAUGCAAAGGCCCGACCAUCCAGGUGGCAAACUGUUCCAGGAAUGGCGGCUGGACUCCCUGGUCUUCGUGGGGCCAGUGCAGCAGCAGCUGUGGUAUCGGAUUUGAAGUGAGGCAGCGGUCCUGCAACAACCCCUCGCCUCGCCACGGUGGUCGAAUCUGCGUCGGCCAGGGCCGAGAGGAGAGGCUGUGCAAUGAGAAGAAGCCCUGUCCCCUGCCAGUGUUGUGGACAGCAUGGGGCCCCUGGGCUCACUGCAGUGCUGAGUGUGGAGGGGGGGUCCACUCCAGGACCAGGACCUGUGAGAACGGCGACAGCUGUCCUGGAUGUUCCCUGGAGUAUAAGGCGUGUAAUCUCGAGGCUUGCCCUGAGGUGCGCCGCAACACCCCCUGGACCCCCUGGAUGCCGGUCAACGUCAGUCAAGACGGGUCGAGGCAAGAGCAGAGAUUCAGGUACACCUGCCGGGCGCUGCUCCCCGACCCCCAGCAGCUCCAGCUGGGCAAGAAGAAGAUGGAGACCCGGUUCUGCCCCAACGACGGGUCUGGAGCCUGCCAGACUGACUCUCUGGUUGAAGACUUGGUGAAGACCAGUGGGCGAACUCUGUCCCAGCCUCAAGGUGUGCGCUGGGGAUCAUGGGAAACGUGGUCCAGCUGUUCUCAGCAGUGUUCCAGAGGCUUCAGAACCCGGAAACGUAGCUGCUCGACCGCGGAGGGCAGGACGAACCCCAGCGCCUGCGUGGGAUCCCCGGUGGAGUAUCAGGACUGCAACACUCAACCGUGCCCAGUGAGUGGAGCCUGGACUUGCUGGUCCUCCUGGUCCCACUGCUCAGCCAGCUGUGGAGGCGGACACUACCAGCGGACUCGGACGUGCAGCAACCCGCCUCCUGCCAGCGGAGGAGACAUCUGUAUCGGCCUGCACACUGAGGAGGCGCUCUGUAGCACACACGCAUGUGAAGAUUGGGGUGAAUGGACGGAGUGGGGGGACUGCGACGACGAGGGUCUGCAGCGUCGCUCUCGUCGCUGUGGCGAGGACCAGGCGCCCGAGGCCGGUCUCUGCCAGGGUAACAUCAACCAGUCCAGGACCUGCCAGCCUCACGAGGUGCCGGUUAUUUUACCCGGACAGGAGGACCAGAGCUGUGGAACCUUUACUUUGUUCCAGUUAGUAGCCGUGGGCUCAGCCAGUUUCUUUGCAGCGGCUUUACUGUCAGCGCUGGCCUACACCUACUGCCACCAGCUGAACCGACCGUCGGCAGAGUCAGCGGUCAUCCACCCGAGCACACCCAACCACCUCACCUACAACAAGCAGGGCAACGCCACGCCAAAGAAUGAGAAGUACAUCCCCAUGGAGUUUAAGACGCUAAACAAGAACAAUCUCCACGUGAACGACGAGACGUGCAACCACUUCUCGUCCCCGCUGCCCUCCAGCAACAUGUUCUCCACCACCUACUACCCUCCCAGCCUGAGCAAGUACGACUUCCACCCAGACUCCCCCUGCAGGACCUACAUGCACAGCUGAGAGGAGGCGAGUCCAGGCUCUUUAAAUCAAACCCAACCCCUCUUUACUCGUCAACAUUUUGGAUUCCGCUUGUUGGUCAAGAUCGAAGUAAAACACCAAAAUCAUUCUCACGUUUUCAGUCAAAUUUGUAGAUCUGUUAAUGAGAUCUUUAAAAAAGCUCGGUUCACCCAAAUGAUAUCUUUUUAUGACGUCUUGCCAUGCAGAUCGUUUCGGUUUUAUUUGCCCAGGUGUUGAGAUAUCUGAAUUUAGUUUAUGGUGCCAACAGAGACUUUCCUUUACAUCAUGCACAGUUAUUAUAUGUGCAGAUUUUCAUUUACGAGUUGCUACAGCAUGCAAAGAACUUUAAGGUUUAGAGCAUGCACCAUGUGCACCAUAAACAACCAAUCCCCACAAGUUGAUGCUAAAGUUUGUGUAAUAUUCUACAAAAUAAGGCGUGAAAGUAGGAUCAAGUUGAACAAAGUCUACAGGAGGUAUCAUUUGUACGGGCUUAAAUAUUCAUAGACAUUAGUGCUAAAGUGUCCUUUUAGUUUUCCACAUUUUUUUCAAAUACCUGUAUUUAAACACUUGCAAAGUCUCCGGUGAAAAGCUGGCAGUGUUCUCGCCCAUUCUUGUUCAAAAGGUUGCUUCUUUUGUUUGAGGCAGAAGAAGAAUCAUCAACAAGGAGCUGCGUGUAGUCAGGUCUACCACAGUCCUUGUUGUUUUCGCCAACGCUAGAGGUAUGCAGCAGCCUUCACCUCUCUGUGUUUUUAUUCGUUCUCUAAAUGAAACCAGCACCUACUGUACAGGUGUUCCUCUUCCUUCAGCCACCCUGAGGUGCUCUGUUUGUGCUCAGGGCAGCGUGAGAGCAGGUUAGGACCCAGAGGCCUUCAGGUAGACCUCUUGGACAAUGUGUGUGCCUGGAUUUCCACUGGACUGAUUUGUUUUUUCAGCAGGUGGGUUCAGAGGACUCAGUAAUACUGUAAAAUAUUCUUUCUUGGACACGUAAGUGUGGGUUGCCAUCAGUACAGACUGAUAUCUGUGCUUAAAAGCAGACAAAUGAAAUGACUUUGUAAGAAAACCCACACUUUCAUCCUUCACUGUGUGCGACUGAAGCAAAGAAAUGAACUGAUUUCUGGCUUAUUUGCUUUAAUUUUUCAUGUUUAGCAGAAUCCACAACUGAAAACAACGCAGAAGAGGACUUUUCUGACACCUCACUAUGUGCUGUACAUUGUUAAAAAUGAAACUUUUCUGCAGAUUGUAUGAAUUAUUUUAGGUGUUGUUCACAGAUGUCACUAUUUGUAUCUGCUGAAAAUUACUUUUUUUGUCAGUCACACUUUUGGGAUGAUAAUACAUUAAGGUUAUUGUUAAUAAUAAAUCACCAAAUAUAAUACAGCUAUACCUGUAUUUUCCAGAGCCUCUCACCAGAGCAUGAACACACCAUAAAUCAGCCACAAACUUUCGGCUGCAGCGCCGCGCAGCAAAAAGGUUACUCAACGAUGUGUAUAACUGUGAUGGAUUAACUUGCUCAAGCAAGUCACUACAUUUUGUCUUUAUAGUGUACUGAAAUGAAUGGGAAACAAUGGCUGCCCAAAGGCAGGGAAAACAUCUAAAAGACUUUUGUAUGUAGAAAAAUGUUCUGCAGCAAUGUAAUAAGUUAUAACUUUGAGUUUUUUUUAUUUGAUAAAUAUGCUAAACACUGUUUUUCUUACAUUUCUGAAUGCAAAUAAUAAUGUGCAAAUUUGGAGAGAACAUUAUUUUGUCUCUCGCAGUCCAAAAACAUGCAGGUUAAGGUGAACUCUAAAUUGCCCAUAGAUGUGAAUGUGAAUGGCUGCCUGUCUAUUUGUGAGGUAACAUUACUGGUGCUUGUAUAAAUGUGUUUAUUAUGGAGGCAUUAUGCUUGCAAAUGUUACAUGCUCGCCGUGAUUUUCAAAUUCGGUAAUGCCUUCCCCUUUAGAGAUCAGAAAUCAGAAUAAGAAGUUUCCUGGAAAAAAACAAUGUAGUUUGGUACAAAAUAUGGAAAUGUCCUUGAAAGAAACGCUUCAUUUAAAGCAUUUUUUUCUUUUUUAUUUGAAUCUUUAUUUUCCAUAUAUGCUGAAUAUGCUAUAUAGAUAAAUUUGACAUUUUUGCAUGAUCAGCUAACCUGCUGUACACUACACACUCCCUGUAAUUAGUACCAAAUUAUAUAGAUUUUUACAGGAAAUGCCUUGAAAUUACAUCAAAUAAAACAUUUUCACAAGCUCUACUGGUAAAAAAAAAAGCCCAAAGUAGUAGGCUAUUAAAACAGGACAGUAUUGCUAAUAUUUAAGUUACUCCGUGCUGUAAAAUGUAUAUUGAAUAUCUUGUGUUUCUAAAUUGUAAAUACCAAGAAAUGAAUUCAGGUGUUUCUCACCAUUUGCAGUGUUAUGUAGCAUGAAACAAACAGCCCUGAUGAUAAUAAUAAUAAUAAUAAUGUCUUCACGUUUGGGUGCUUGUGACUGCAUGCACUGGCACUCUCACAUCAAUAUACAGUACAUGUUUGUGUGUAUUUGGCCUAUAGACAAUGGAAAGGUUGUGUUUUGUAUUUAAAGACCUUCGUCAAUGGAUCCGUUAAUAGUUUUGCGCCCAAAAGACACUUCUGCUGUUAUAAUAUGAUUGAUGUGAAUUUGACUUAACACUGCCUUUUGGACACUGUGAACUUUUGGUACUCUAUAUUUUUGUAUAAUGUACACUGUAAAAAAAAAAAAAAAA